CCGAAACCUUCCCUAAGCGUGGAAGCUAUAAAGGAGCUUCCCGAACCACCACAGAUUAUACACACUAACAAAUCUUUGAACUUCAGUGUGAACCCAAAUCAUCAACCAAGACUUUCCUCAUCAUGGCCCAAACACAUCUCAAAGUCGUCCUUGGUGCGAUGACCUUCGGUCCGGAAGGUACUCGAAGCGGCCAAGUGACGAGCCUCUCCGAUCAAGCAAUCAUGCUGGACGCUUUCCAGUCUGGUGGCUAUAGCGAGAUCGACACCGCACGGCUGUACAACAACGGCCACUCCGAGUCAAUGCUCGCGCAGAAUGACUGGCAGAAGCGCGGCCUAGCUAUCGCGACCAAGCUUUAUCCGACGAGAGGGGCUGCCAAUGCGGACUUCCGCAGAGCAGCUUUGGACUUUCCCUUGUACGAUCACUCUGCCGCAGAAUUGAGACGUGGACUAGAAGAAAGCUUGAAGGCUCUGGCGGCGGAGAAGACGGGCGUCGAUGUGUUCUACCUCCAUGCGCCAGACAGGAACACGCCUUAUGAGGAGACUCUCAAGGAGAUGAAUAAGUUGCAUGAAGAGGGACGGUUUGGGAGGUUUGGCUUAUCAAACUAUCCGGCUUGGGAAGUUGCGCAAAUAUCCGAGAUUUGUAUCCGCAACAACUGGGUCAGGCCGACAGUCUACCAGGGUGUCUACAACGUCUUCAGCCGUAAGAUUGAAGACGAGCUCGUCCCAUGUCUCCGCCACUACAAGAUUUCCUUCUACGCCUAUGCCCCACUCGCCGGCGGACUCAUGACUGGAAAAUACUCCCGCGACCAGACCAACUUUGAGCCCGGAAGUCGGUUUGCCCCGGGAACUAUGACGAGCCGGACCCAUCGCCCAAGGUACUGGAACGAUCUCUAUUUCGACGGGAUUGAUGAGGUGAAAGCUGCGGCUGACAAGCAUGGCUUAACGCUUGCGGAAGUGGCCCUGAGGUGGUUGAACUGGCACUCAAAGUUGGAGAAAGAGAUAGGUGAUGCAGUGGUAGUGGGUGCGAGCAGUAUGAAGCAUUUGGAGCAAAACUUGCGGGACCUGGGAAAGGCACAGCUGCCGGAGGAGGUCUUGGAGGCGGUGAACAGCGCGUAUUCGAAGGUGCAGGCUGUUGCACCAGCUUAUUACCAGUGAUGGGGAUCUUAGUUGUCUUGGCUGUCUAGCAAAGCUAAAAGAUGAGAUCUUGAGCUAUAUGAACAGCCUUGGAUUGGAGGAGGGAAGGCGCCU
This is a messenger RNA of Paraphaeosphaeria sporulosa, 1247 nucleotides long. RefSeq names its product Aldo/keto reductase. The record is from RefSeq and is a predicted model, not a curated record. The transcript has 2 exons. Bases 123 to 1154 code for a protein of 343 amino acids. NCBI's taxonomy places the organism in Eukaryota, Fungi, Ascomycota, Dothideomycetes, Pleosporales, Didymosphaeriaceae.